AUCGUGGACAACAAGCCAGAGUGCAUGAUGGCGGCGUCGCUGCUGCGCCGGGACAAGAGAGCUGCUGCCGCCCACCUGAAGGCAGACCUAACCCGCACCGACAACAGCUCCGGGCUGCGGCAGCUCCACGAGCUGCUCGACGUGGUCCUGAACCCCGAGAAGACAGCGGCGGACACGGAGGCGCUCGACUGGUGCAAAUAUCUGCUCGCAGGGGGCGAGUGUUUCGAGGAGUUUUACAAAACCGUGCGCUCCUAUGACAACGCCACUCUGUGCGGCUUGGUGUGGACGGCCAAUUUCGUGGCGUAUCGAUGCCGGACCUGCGGCAUCUCGCCGUGCAUGUCAUUGUGCGCCGAGUGUUUUAAUCAUGGAGACCACGCAGGCCACGACUUCAACAUGUUCCGGAGCCAGGCCGGCGGGGCCUGCGACUGCGGGGACGGGAAUGUCAUGCGAGAGAGCGGGUUUUGCUUGCGGCAUCGGUUGAAAACUGGUGAAAAUGUCCCCUCAAUACCACGAGAUCUUCUCUUGAUGUCUGAGAUGGUUCUUCCUCGCUUUAUUCUGUGUAUCAUACAGUAUCUGAGAGAUGGAUAUGUUGAACCAGACACCUCAACUGACAGAGAUCUACAAAAGGUCCUGCAACAACUGGAACCUCAUAUCUCCUUCCUGGAGGAGCUCACAAAGAUGGGGGGAGCAAUGCGGACUGUGCUGACAAAAAUCUUGACCAAUCAGCAAACGUUCAAGGAGUUGAGCAUGGGCCAAGAAGAGAAUUUGUAUGCUAAAAAGAACUAUGAAAAGUAUUUGUCAGCGUUGAAGAAUUCAGGUCUGGUGUCUGUGGAGGAGAAAGUUCAGGGUGCUACUGCUGGUGAUGUCACUGUUGGAGCUGAAGGAGGAGCAGGAGCGAUUGGUCUGCUAGGAUCCAGUGGACCAGGCAGCCCAGAUGAUUCUUGUAAAGAGGACGAUCAAGAUGGAGGGCAGUCUGUUGGUCAGAGAAAGAGGGUUAAGCUGAGCAGCAGUAGCAAAGACCCUUGCAUCAUCGAGUCACUAAAGCAUAAAUGCUUUCUGGAAGAGUUGUUGUUUUGGACAAUAAAGUAUGAGUUUCCUCAGAAGAUGGUCACCUUCCUAUUAAACAUGCUGCCAGAUCAAGACUACAAGAUCACAUUUACAAAAACGUUUGUUCAACAUUAUGCCUUCAUCAUGAAAACAUUGAUGAAAAGCCAUGAAUCGGAUACAAUGUCCAACCGCAUCGUGCACAUUAGCGUGCAGCUGUUCAGCAACGAGGAGCUGGCCCGACACAUGACGGAGGAUUGCCAGCUCCUGGACAUCAUGGUCACGGUCCUCCUCUACAUGAUGGAAAGUUGCCUUAUCAAGAGUGAGCUUCAGGAUGAAGAAAACAGUCGCCACGUAGUGGUGAACUGCAGCGAAGCACUGUUGAAGAACAAUACCUACUGGCCCCUCGUUAGUGAUUUCAUCAACAUCUUGUCACACCAAAGUGUAGCAAAAAAGUUCCUGGAAGACCAUUCCUUGUUAAUGCUGUGGAUGAGCUUUGUCUCAUUUUUCCAAGGUAUGAACCUGAAUAAGAGGGAGUUGAAUGAGCAUGUGGAAUUUGAGUCGCAGACAUACUAUGCAGCAUUUGCGGCAGAGCUGGAAGCCUGUGCACAACCGAUGUGGGGUCUUCUAACACAUUGCAAAGUCAAAGAGACACAGGAAUAUACCAAAACGGUGGUUCGCUACUGUUUGGAGACCCUGCAGAUCUGGUUUGAUGCAAUUGGUUUCAUCGAUGAGCCUGCUCCAAAUCAAGUGACGUUUCACCUGCCACUCCACCGCUACUACGCGAUGUUCCUCAGUAGGGCUGUAAAAUGCCAAGGUUUGGAUCUGGACAGCCUCUUGCCUGACCAAGAGAUGCUUAUGAAGAUUAUGGUGCAUCCACUUCAAAUACAGGCAUGUCUGUCAGAAAUCCACAGCAAUAUGUGGGUCAGGAAUGGUCUGCAGAUCAAAGGACAGGCUAUGACUUAUGUGCAGUCACACUUCUGCAAUUCCAUGAUUGACCCAGACAUCUAUCUGCUCCAGGUUUGCGCCUCAAGACUAGAUCCUGACUACUUUAUCUCAAGUGUUUUUGAGAGGUUUAAAGUCGUUGACCUCUUGACAAUGGCGUCUCAGCAUCAAAAUGCUGUGUUGGACUCUGAGCAGGAAAGACCAAUGCUAGAAGGAGCGCUGACUUUUUUAGUCAUACUGACGAGCCUUCGCAUCCAUCAAGGGAUGACGGACGAUGAGAUCCUCCGAGCUGAGAUGGUUUCUCAACUGUGUAUGAAUGAUCGUACACACAGUGCACUGUUGGACCUCAUUCCUGAGAAUCCCAACCCAAAGAGUGGCAUUGUACCGGGCAGCUGUAGUUUUGAGGAUAUGCUCUCUGCUGUGGCUGAUUUCAAGGCACCUGUGUUUGAACCAGGAGGCUCCAUGCAGCAGGGGAUGUACACACCCAAACGUGAGGUCUGGGAGAAGGAAUUUGACCCCAUCAUGGUCAUUCUCAGAAUAGUCUAUCGCCGUGAUGUCCAGUCAGCAAUGGACAGAUACUCAGCCUUUUUGAAACAGUAUGGCAUUCAUACUGGCAACCCAUGGCCACCUUACAAGGAGAGGAGUCCUUUGCAUUCAUGCUACAAAGGUCUAAUCAGGCUAUUGCACUGCAAGACGCUACACAUUGUGAUAUUCACUCUGCUUUACAAGAUAUGGAUGGAUCACCAGAACAUGUCUGAACAUGUGUUGUGCUUGGUGCUGUACCUGAUUGAGCUGGGCUUGGACAACCAGGUUCAAGACAACAAGGAGGAUGAAGAGCCUUGCAUUGAGGAACACUGCCAUGACAGCUGGUUCCCUGGCACCAAUCUCCUCUCCAAUCUGCACCAUGUCAUCAACUUUGUAAGGGUCCGGGUUCCUGAGACGGCUCCGGAAGUGAAGAGGGAAGCCCCUCCCAGUACCAGCUGUGAAGCUUCUGCUUAUGGCCAGAACUCAAGGCGUCUUUCAGGAAAUUGGAGAGAGAACCUACGAGAAGCCCAGGUAUUCAGCCUAGUGGCAGAACGCAGGAGGAAGUUCCAGGAGAUAAUCAACCGCAACAACACUGAAUCAACCCAGGUUGUAAGGCCCAAGAGCACUUCGACACGUUGGGUUCCACCAGGCACCCCCCCCCAGCUGGUGACCGAGAUCCUGGAGAUUAGAGAAAGCAUGCUGUCCCUCCUCAUCAAGCUCCACCAGAAGAUGUCACCCAAGCAGAACUCUCUGUCAGCAUCCUGGCUUGAGGACAUGGACACGAGCCGCCUUGCUCAUGGAGACGGCAUUACAGCCAUUGAACGCAUUCUUAGCAAGGCAGCCUCUCGGAGCUGCCAAAUCAAACGCAGCAUUCAAGACAUUUGUGGAGCACCGUAUCCUCCAGUGCCACCAAAGAAGAGCAGCCCCACUGACAAGAAAGCUAUGGAUAAAGAAGAAAGGCGUCAGAGGGCUCGGGAGAGGCAGCAGAAACUGCUUGCAGAGUUUGCAUCAAGGCAGAAGAGUUUCAUGGAAACGGCCAUGGAUGUUGAAUCUCCUGAAAAUGAUGCAGCCAUGGAUUUAGGAUCAUCUGAAACAGUGGAGUCGGAGAUGCUCUAUGACUGUGUAAUCUGUGGCCAGAGUGGACCCUCCACAGAGGACCGUCCAACUGGCCUAGUGGUUCUCCUCCAGGCAUCCUCAGUGCUUGGACACCGCUGCAAAAGCAAAGACCCCAAGAAUCUACCGACGAGUGAUGAAGAACACAUAUAUUCUGCAGACACGUGUGGGGUGGCUCACGAUGUCAGGCUCACGCUCAUGCAACAGUUCUUCAAAGAUAGCUCUUGUCUGCAGUCUGUGUCGAUCGGUUGGGAUGGGGGUGUCUACGUUCAGACCUGUGGGCACACUUUGCAUAUAGAUUGCCAUAAGUCAUACAUGGAGUCUUUGAGGAAUGACCAGGUCCUCCCGGGUUUCUCUGUCGAAAAAGGUGAAUUCACGUGCCCGCUCUGCCGACAGUUUGCCAAUAGUGUCCUUCCCUGUCGCCCUGGGCGUGGCACAGAUGCUGGUGCAUGGCACACACCCACAAACAAGAAGACAUGCGUGCUUUUAAAGGAAGUGGAAGAUCUUCAGGACAAACUUGGCCUUUUUCCAAUGGAAUCUAACUUGAGUAAAGAAAUGGAGCUGGUAAUCAUAGACAUCAAGACCACCACCCAGAAAAAGUACAUGGACUACGGGAAGAACCCUGGCUCUCCUGACAACGAUUUCCUCUUCAUGUAUUCAUUGGCGAGGACCAACUUGGAGCUGGAACUUGUGCAUCGGGGAGGAAACCUGUGCUCCGGAGGAGCCAGUGCAGCUGCCAAACGCUCAUGUCUGAAUCAACUGUUCCAUGUGUUGGCCAUGCACAUGCGUCUUUACAGCAUUGAUUCAGCCUACAACCCAUGGACGAAGUUGACUCAGAUUGCACAAAAUAGAGAGGCAGAUGGCUUCGAUGAAGAGAGACCUGAAGUCCCCAUGCUGUUUCGAGACGUCCCGUCCCUUCUCAUUAUCUUUGUGCUAACUAUGCCACAGCCUCUGCGUAAAGAGCACUUUACCUGUGUUGUGAAGAUGCUGUACAACGUGCAGUACACUCAGGCUUUGGUUGCACAGUCGGCCAAGUUCAGCUCAGAGGAAAGGCAGUCCUGGGUCACUUCAGGAGCACUUAAGAAGAAUGCUGCAAAUUCUGAAAAGUCUUUUGAAGCUCUGCUCAGUCAUGUCAUCGGGGAGCUCUCAAAAGAGAAGAGUGUCUACAAAGUGAACGUUGAAGAGACAAUGGCGCUGAGCUCCAGUGUGUGGUCCCCACAAUCUAUAGAGUUCAGCCUGCAGCAGUUCUGCCUGCCCUUCCUUCGCCUCGCCUGUCUGCUGCAGCACCAUCUCUAUGGAGACAAUCUAACUGGCUGCCUGGAGGAUGAAGAGUUCUCAUCCCUGGCUGUGUGUUUGGGACUACUACCUUCAGCUCCUCAGCCUUCCAACACCAUGCACAGUGCCUCAAGUCUGGAGUGGCCUGUCAGCGCCUUUAGCUUGAUCACCCAGUGGUGUACUGAGGUCACAGGGCUCUCUCAGCUGCAUGCUGAGCAAUCACUGAGCUUGCUGGUCCAAGAUCCUCAGUGGGCUGCACCUCGCCUUCUCCAGCUACCUGACAAUUACAACAUCAUCUUCCAGUACUAUCACAGAAAGGCCUGCACUGCCUGCAAAAAGGUGCCAAAAGACCCUGCGCUCUGCCUCGUUUGUGGCGCUUUUGUCUGCCUCAAAGGCGUGUGCUGCAAACAGCAGGGUACCUGUGAAUGUGUUUUGCACUCCCAACACUGUGGUGCAGCUACAGGCAUCUUUCUACUGAUAAAUGCCUCAGUUAUCAUCAUCAUCCGUGGACAUCGUUUCUGUUUGUGGGGCUCUGUUUACCUUGAUGCCCACGGAGAGGAAGAUCGUGAUUUACGCCGUGGCAAGCCUCUCUUCUUAUGUGAGGAGAGGUAUCGUGUGUUGGAGCAGCAGUGGGUUUCUCACACCUUUGAUCACAUCAACAAGCGUUGGGGGCCUCACUACAAUGGACUCUAAGAUCUUCCACAGUCCACUAAGAAUACAGCAAAUCUAAAUCGAAAAGUUUGAUUUUAUUCCUCCCUCCUCUCCAUGUCCUUGCUUGUCGGCCUUCAUAAAAAUAUUUGGUAACUCUCAACAUGAUGAGCACAAAUAUCUGAUGAGGGUGUCGCUGCCAGAGCUUUGGUUUAUGUGAAGUUUGAUGUACAGUUAAAAGAUUAGCGCGUGUGUGUGUGAGUGGGUGCGAGCGUGUGUUCGUUCAGGUGAUUGAUCAACAAAGAACUGAAUUUGAGGAAAUUAAUAUAAAAAGCACAACUUUACCCAGAUAUUACAUUGGCUUGGAGCAGGAUUUAAAAGCCUGUCCCAUUUAUUUGGGGUUUAAAAAAAAUAAUAAGAAGAAAAAACAACAACAACAACAUAUCAAUCACUGAAUGUCCCUGCAUAGUUGGAUGGUUGGUCUUUUUAAAUUUUUUUGCACCAUUUAUGAAGAAGUUAAAGCAUAUCCCUUUUAUUUAUCAAAAUGUGCUCUGCUGUGCUGGCAUGAAUUUCAAACUCCUGAUGAGUGUAGCGAUGUUGUUGCAAUCUGCACUCGUUGUCUGCUGAGGUGUGAUGGUAGGCAGGACAAGUCCACCCAUCAAUACACUAGAGUUUAUUUGCUAACCAGCAAAGACUCUCUUUUCUGGGUCAAGUUGCAAUUCAUCCUCAGGAAUUUCUUUUCUUUUUUCAUUUUUUGCUGUUUAAAAUACUUUUUAGAUAUUUAAAUAAAUGCUGCUCAUUGUUUAAGUAACUGAUUUUAACUUUUGUGAAUUUUUUUUUCUAAGGUUGUGCUUUGAGUUUACAGUAGAUGGCUGGGAAUGUUGACUCAAACUCACUUUAAUAUUUAAGGAGGUAUGCGGUCCCCAUAUUGCACCCAUCCUGGGUUUCAUAGUUUGGCUGCUGCUUCCCCAUGUUUUUGCUUCUGGUUGGGUUUUGAAGGAAGGGAAAAAAAAAGAACUAUAAGAUGUCUGCAGUCUGUUUGAGUAAUCCAGGAUUCAUCGUCUGCAAACAUCUGAAGCAGUUUUUAAGGAAUAGACUCGGUGUCCUGCUGCAUUGGCAAAACUGAGAACCAUGUCAGAGUACAAAUACCAGAUCAGGUUUUGCAGACUCGAGACAUGAAACUCUGUGAACAGUUUUGUUGCUUGCGAUAAUAAACGCCAGUACUCAUCACUGGUCAUUCUGCGCUGUCUAAAAAGAUUUUUCCCUUUAUGCUUUUAGCAAGUCAUAACUGCAGAACCAAGCAAUUUCUUAUGAUCAUCGCUGACUUGUGCUUCAUUUAGUUGUGAUUUUAUAGUUGCAUUCUGACUUUGCAGGAUCAGACUUGAGUAUCCGUUAUACACUGUGCAUGACAUCCUUUUAAGCAGCCAUUAUUUAAGUGUCUUAGCUACUUAACAUUUUGAUCAUCAACUUUCUUUCUGGAAGACGGGAACUUUCAUUCAGUUGUGCCUGCAAAAGAUGAUUUCUUUUUUUUUUUUUUUUUUUCUUCUGAGUGAUAAACAGAAGUGGCUGACAUCCCUACUCUGGUUUUAGAAAUGCUGGGCCACAUUGUGGAAUCAUUACAGAGCAAGUCAACACUUGAAACUUCCUUUUGAAUUUAUGCAUGCUGCUUUGGUUUACCAGGUUUCUUUCUAUUUUGCAGGACCCACUUUGUAAAUGACCGCAACCAAAUAGCCGAUGAGUAAUGGGUGUAAAUUGUAACUGAAAGCUUCUGUGUUCUUGUGUAUGAAUGAAGAGAGAUUACAGUACAUUACUGUAGGUGCUGACUCAAACUUUGAGUUUGACCGGGAAGUCUGUCUUGGACAUUUAAUGAAAAAUGUAUCAUAUGUGAAUAAAAUAUAAACACUGA
Messenger RNA from Cololabis saira (Pacific saury), 7456 nucleotides. It is a transcript of the gene ubr3, whose product is annotated as ubiquitin protein ligase E3 component n-recognin 3. The transcript is spliced from 40 exons. Gene Ontology annotation, cellular component: ubiquitin ligase complex; cytoplasm. Lineage: Eukaryota; Metazoa; Chordata; Actinopteri; Beloniformes; Belonidae. Gene Ontology annotation, biological process: ubiquitin-dependent protein catabolic process via the N-end rule pathway; protein ubiquitination. Gene Ontology annotation, molecular function: ubiquitin protein ligase activity; zinc ion binding. The record is from RefSeq and is a predicted model, not a curated record. Bases 25 to 5595 code for a protein of 1856 amino acids.